Messenger RNA from Pelobates fuscus (common spadefoot toad), 1125 nucleotides. RefSeq names its product olfactory receptor 5V1-like. Gene Ontology annotation, cellular component: membrane. Bases 187 to 1125 code for a protein of 312 amino acids. The record is from RefSeq and is a predicted model, not a curated record. The transcript is spliced from 3 exons. Gene Ontology annotation, biological process: G protein-coupled receptor signaling pathway. Gene Ontology annotation, molecular function: G protein-coupled receptor activity; olfactory receptor activity; odorant binding. Lineage: Eukaryota; Metazoa; Chordata; Amphibia; Anura; Pelobatidae.
AAAAAGCAAACUCAAAUAUAAAAAAUUGUGUCUUCACUCUGCCAACAUCGUAUUAUAAUGUAGAUACAUUGACAUUAAGGAGUAAACCCGCGGAUGGAAACGUUCUCAGCUGAUUGUCCUCCUGUUUUACAGACAUUGUGAUACAAUGGGUAUUCUCUACUGUUCUGCAUUAUAUUUCCACAUGUUAUGGAGGAUUUAAACCAAACAUUUGCAAGAAAUUUCAUCCUAAUUGGCCUCUCACCCCUCUCCCACUUGCAAGCCACAUAUUUUAUUAUAUUCUUGCUGAUGUACAUAGUCACACUAGCAGGUAACAUUCUUAUCAUUGUCGUGGUGAGAUCGGACGUUCGACUACAGACGCCCAUGUACUUCUUCCUCAGUAACCUCUCAUUUAUUGAUCUCUGUUUCUCAACCACCAUAGUGCCAAAACUGUUACUAAACACCAUAACUGAGGACAAAAGCAUUUCAUUCUUGGGGUGUGCAGCACAGAUGUACUUCCACUUGGCCUUAGGGGGUACAGAAUGUAUAAUAUUGGCAAUUAUGGCCUAUGAUAGAUACCUAGCCAUUUGCAAUCCCUUGCGUUAUAACUCUAUCAUGAACAAGACAAUCUGUAUUCAGCUGGCUGUUGGGACCUGGUUUGCAAACUUUCUAAACUCAGUCUCCCACGCCUUUUUCACUUUCCAGCUACCUUACUGUAAGUCCAACCAUGUCAACCACUAUUUCUGUGAGAUGCCACCUCUUUUCCGUCUCUCUUGUAGAGACACUUUAAUGAAUGAAAUAGCAGUUUAUGUGUCGGGUGGACUAGUUGGGUUAUGCUCCUUCUUGUUGACACUAUUGUCCUAUAUCCAAAUUAUCUCCACCAUCUUAAAAAUACGCUCAACCGAAGGGAGACACAAAGCUUUUUCCACCUGUGCAUCUCAUCUCGCUGUGGUCUCUCUCUACUAUGGGGCCAUUGUCUUCAUGUAUCUUCGACCUCGAUACAGUUACUCUCCUGAGAAGGACAGAGCUGUCUCCAUACUGUACACGGUGGUGACUCCAAUGUUAAAUCCCAUCAUCUAUAGCAUUAGAAAUAAAGAGGUCAAAGGUACUUUGAAAAAUUUAGGCAAAUCAAGAGUAGAUAAUAAUUAA